Cololabis saira (Pacific saury) is the source of this 2763-nucleotide messenger RNA. Its product is annotated as NLR family CARD domain-containing protein 3-like. The record is from RefSeq and is a predicted model, not a curated record. Gene Ontology annotation, molecular function: protein binding. Bases 1 to 2763 code for a protein of 920 amino acids. The transcript is spliced from 8 exons. NCBI's taxonomy places the organism in Eukaryota, Metazoa, Chordata, Actinopteri, Beloniformes, Belonidae.
AUGGAGGCUAUUCUGGUGUCCAGCGGUGUGGGCUCGGGUUUCCAGCGGUGUGGGCUCGGGUGUGCACUGGCCCUCACCUGUCGCAGCUCUGACGAUACUUUAAAGUCUAAGUUGAAGAAGAAGAACCAGCAUGUGUUUGAGGGGGUCAUUAAAGCAGGAAAUAAAACUCUUCUGGAGCAGAUCUACACAGAGCUCUUCAUCACAGAGGGAGGGACCGGAGAGGUCAACGAUGAACAUGAAGUCAGACAGAUUGAAGCAGCUUCCAGGAAGCCACACAGAGCAGAAACAGCCAUCAGACAGGAAGACAUCUUUAAACCCCCACCUGGAACAGAUGAAACAAUCCGAACAGUGAUGACGAUGGGAGUGGCCGGCAUCGGGAAAACCGUCCUAACACAGAAGUUCAGUCUGGACUGGGCUGAAGGCAGAACCAACCAGGGCAUCCAGUUCCUGCUUCCAUUCACCUUCAGACAGCUGAAUGGGCUGAGACAGGAGAAGUUCAGCUUGGUGGAACUUGUUCAUCACUUCUUCUCUGAAACCAGAGGAAUCUGCAGCUUUGAAGAGUUCCAGGUUGUGUUCAUCUUUGAUGGUCUGGAUGAGAGUCAACUUCCUCUGGACUUCCACAACAAUAAGGACCUGACUGAUGUUACAGAGUCCACCUCAGUGGAUGUGCUGCUGACAAACCUCAUCAUGGGGAACCUGCUUCCUUCUGCUCGUAUCUGGAUCACCACACGACCCGCAGCAGCCGAUCAGAUCCCUCCUGAGUGUGUUGACAUGGUGACAGAGGUCAGAGGGUUCACUAACCCACAGAAGGAAGAAUACUUCAGGAAAAGGAUCAGAGAUAAGAAGCAGACCAGCAGGAUCAUCUCCCACAUCAAGACAUCACAGAGCCUCCACAUCAUGUGCCACAUCCCAGUCUUCUGCUGGAUCACUGCUUCGGUCCUGGAGAACGUCCUGGAGAACGUCCUGGAGAACGUCCUGGGAACCAGAGAGGGAGGGGAGCUGCCCAAGACCCUGACUGAGAUGUACAUCCACUUCCUGGUGGUCCAGGCCAAACUGAAGAAGGUCAAGUAUGACGGAAGAGCUGCAACAAAUCCACACUGGAGUCCAGACAGCAGGAAGAUGGUGGAGUCUCUGGGAAAACUUGCUUUUGAGCAGCUGCAGAAAGGAAACCUGAUCUUCUAUGAAUCACACCUGAGAGAGUGUGGCAUCGAUGUCAGAGAGGCUUCAUGGUACUCAGGAGUGUUCACCCAGAUCUUUAGAGAGAAGAGCAAUCUGUACCAGGACCAGGUCUUCUGCUUCAUCCAUCUGAGUGUCCAGGAGUUUCUGGCUGCUCUUCAUGUCCAUCAGACCUUCAUCAAGUCUGGAGUCAACCUGCUGGAGGAACAAAAGUGGUUCUUUGUAUGGUGGUUUAAAACAAGAGCCGUGACUGAGCUCUAUCAGACAGCUGUGGACAAGGCCUUACAGAGUCAAAACGGACACCUGGACUUGUUCCUGCGCUUCCUCCUGGGUCUUUCACUGGAGACCAAUCAGAACCUCCUACGAGGUCUGUUGGAACCAAAACAAAGAAGUUCACAGAACAAUCAGGAAACAGUUGAAUACAUCAAGAAGAAGAUCAGUGAGGAUCUGUCUACAGAGAGAAGCAUCAACCUGUUCCACUGUCUGAAUGAACUGAACGAUGGUUCUCUGGUGGAGGAGGUCCAACAGUACCUGGGGUCAGGACAUCUCUCCACAGAUAAACUGUCUCCUGCUCAGUGGUCGGCUCUGGUCUUCAUCUUACUGUCAUCAGGAGAAGAUCUGGAGGAGUUUGACCUGAAGAAGUUCUCACGUUCAGAGGAGGCUCUACGGAGGCUGCUGCCGGUGUUCAAAGCCUCCAAGAAAGCUGUGUUGAGUGGCUGUAACCUCUCAGGGAACAUCUGUGCAGAUCUGUCCUCAGUUCUCAGCUCUCAGUCCUCCAGUCUGACAGAACUGGACCUGAGUAACAACAACCUGCAGGAUUCUGGACUGGAGCAGCUUUGUCCUGGACUGGAGAGUCCACACUGUCACCUGGAGUCUCUCAGGUUGAGAGACUGUAACCUCUCAGGGAACAUCUGUGCAGAUCUGUCCUCAGUUCUCAGCUCUCAGUCCUCCAGUCUGACAGAACUGGAUCUGAGUAACAACGACCUGCAGGAUUCUGGACUGGAGCAGCUGUGUCCUGGACUGGAGAGUCCACACUGUCACCUGGAGUCUCUCAGGUUGGAGAGGUGCAGGUUGUCAGAAAUCAGCUGUUCUUCUCUGGGCCCAGCUCUGAAGUCCAACCCCUCCCAUCUGAAACAUCUGGACCUGAGCAGGAACCAGGACCUGCAGGAUUCAGGAGUGAAACAUCUGAGUGGAUUUCUGGAGAGUCCAGACUGCAGGCUGGAGUAUCUGGGGUUGGAGUACUGCGGUCUGUCAGAGAUCAGCUGUUCUUCUCUGGUCUCAGCUCUGAAGUCCAACCCCUCCCAUCUGAAACAUCUGGACCUGCGUGGGAACAAGAACCUGCAGGUUUCAGGAGUGAAACAUCUGAUCUCAACUCUGAAGUCCAACCCCUCCCACCUGAAACAUCUGUACCUGAGAGAUAACGACCUGCUGUAUCCAUAUGUGGAGCAGCUUUCUGAUCUGGCGAAGAGUCCAGACUACCAGCUGCAGGAUCUCAGGUCAGUGGAGCUUCGUCAGGCUUUUAAAGUUUAUCUCGGCGUCACUGAUAAAGAGAGUGAAGAGAUCCGUGGAAAUAGCAGCGUUUGUUAA